Bombina bombina (fire-bellied toad) is the source of this 2200-nucleotide messenger RNA. RefSeq names its product oocyte zinc finger protein XlCOF7.1. The record is from RefSeq and is a predicted model, not a curated record. Bases 218 to 1798 code for a protein of 526 amino acids. Gene Ontology annotation, biological process: regulation of DNA-templated transcription. The transcript is spliced from 11 exons. Lineage: Eukaryota; Metazoa; Chordata; Amphibia; Anura; Bombinatoridae.
CCGUUAGCCAGAUGGGAAGUAGCUGCUACGUUUGCAGAAGUGGCUAAUGGCUGACUGUGCUCUGGAACUAUUGGGUUUGGCAGCUGUACGUGUGCAUUGAGCAGUUUUAUAACCAGGCAUAGAGCUGUAGCCACUAAACAGGAAGUGACUCUGGGUAACUUUAUCAAAGCAGGUGUCUCCAUUGCAGUAACUGACUAGCUCACUAAUAACAUAUGAGAUGGACAACGACAAGAAAAAAAACAUUGUGAUGAUCCUGAAUCACGCUGUGGAGAUCAUCUUUCUGCUAGCUGAAGAGGUCUCGCUCUUGCAGUAUCUAACCACCUCACUGUUGAUGAGCAAAAUGAAAACAGGUAAAAAGAAAAUGACCGAGAGCAUUUUGGAUCACGCUCAGGAGAUCAUCGUCCUGCUGACCAGAGAGGUGCCUAUAAAGUGCGACGAUGUUGCCGUCUCUUUCUCUAUGGAGGAGUGGGAGUAUAUAGAGGGACACAAGGAGUUUUACAAAGACGUAAUGACUGAGAAACCCAAAACCCCCAUUGAACUGGAGAUCAUGGAAAACAAGACCACAAGUGAUAAAAGUGUAGAUACCGUGUCCGUUUGUGAGAACGAUGCGGGCGAGAGAAAGAAAAAUGAGGCCCAGGAAGUAAAAUCUCACGCUGGUCCUGGUGAAGGUGAUAAAAAACAGGCGCCUGUGUCAAUAAGUGAGGAUAACGCGGAGAAGAGAGAGGAACGACGGGUUCAGCAGGAGGAAAUACUAUCAGAUCACAAUACAGGAUUACCAGGUUGUCCUAAUCUGGGUUCCGCAUCUGUUAGGGAGGAGCAGAUAAAUGAGACGGAUACGCAAAAUAUCCAACAGAUGGAACCCCAGUCAGACUACAGUGCCGAAAUACCGAGUCUUCUAGAGGAAAAUCUAGAUAUUAUAUCAAUAAGUGAAGAAGAAGAUGAGACGGAUGAAAAGGAUAUUCAGCAAGUGGAGAUUCAGUCGAAUCCCAGUGCAGACCUCCAGGAUGAAAAUCUAGAAAUUGUAUCAAUUAGUGAGGAAGAAGAUGAUGAAAGAGAUGAAAAUAAUUUUCAGCAGAUGGAAGCCCAACCUGAGAUGUGCGGAGAUGGGCCUAUGAGCUGGGAUACCACAGAGAGACAUCACUUCCCUCUUCAUUCAAUGCAUUCUAUGAUGGAUGACCCGAGCGUUCCCCACAACUUUCAGACGACAAACUACGUUAGACGAAAUAUGAUAAACACAGAGCUCAUGACACAAAUGCAAAGUAUGGCUGAUGACACCAAUUUAAGUGAAGAAUAUUUCGACCUACACCAGAGAAUGCGUAUAGCAGAUAAACAGUUUGCUUGUGACGUUUGUGGUAAAUGUUUUAGCCAGAAAUCAUAUCUUGUAACACACCAAAGGGUUCAUACAGGAGAGAAACCAUUUUCAUGUUACGUAUGUGGCAAAUGCUUCAGUCAGAAGUCACAUCUUGUUAUACAUCAAAGGAUUCAUACUGGGGAAAAACCAUUUGCAUGUUUUGAAUGCGGAAAACGUUUCAGCCGAAAGUCGCAUCUAGUUCAACAUAAUAGCACUCACACAGGAGAAAAACCAUUCGCUUGUACUGAAUGCACAAAAUGUUUUAAUCGAAAAUCUCUUCUUCGUAAACAUCAAAAAACUCACACAAAUCCCUCGAGCGGACUUGAACCUGGACCUCUUGAUCUCCGUCCUCUUCAGACAACUUCACAACAUUCUUUUUCGGAUCAAUCGUCUAUAAACGUUCAGAACUGGAAUCUUCCAGAAAAUCCAAAUUGGUUUGAAUCCUAAAUUGCAUGAUUUAGAAAUGGAACUGACAUCAAUUGUAAAAAUAUAUUCACUAAAUAAUAAUAAGUAUAUUAUAAAUUAUAUAGAAGUCUUUUUACCGCCCCUAUUUUAUGUCUGGUAUUCUAGAAUGCAAUUCCAUUUUAUAGGACCACUAAAUACAGUCAAAUUUAAUACCCAGCAAAUGCAUAAUAAAAAGACAAUGCAACAGCACUUACUUUGAAUUUGAAAUGAGCAGUAGAACAUUUCCUGGCACAUUUCAAAGUGAAUCCAAUCCCCCCCUGUAUCAUGUGACAACCAUCAGCCAAUCACAAAACGCAUACACAUAUAUACUCUGCACUUUUGUACAAGCUCAGUAGCAAAUGGAGCCAAAGAAAGUGUGAAAAUAAAAAGUGCAUGUUUUCGUAA